This is a messenger RNA of Moneuplotes crassus, 416 nucleotides long. NCBI's taxonomy places the organism in Eukaryota, Ciliophora, Spirotrichea, Euplotida, Euplotidae. The record is from the annotation of a GenBank genome assembly.
UUCUCUUUAAGAUAAUAUUGAAUAAUAAUUAUGGACCAAGAGAGCAAACCAGAGAUUGAUCAGAAAGAAAGGAACAGGAAAAUUAUGUACUUCGUGCUAGGUAUCGCCCACCCGGUUAUUUAUACACUCCGCAACCGUACUUUCCUCUACGAUCCGGCUUUUAGGUCGUUCUUUUUAAAGGAAAUCGGGAUGCGAUCAGUACUCUGCAUUGGAGUAGCUCAAGGGUUCAAGUAUGGAUAUGAAUGGUACCUCCUCAGUCAAUUCGAGAAACAACAAGCGAUUGAGAACUUGCCACAAAACCAGAUAAAGAAAAGUGUUGAGAAAGGAGAAGCCACAAAACUGAAGAAUGAUGAUCCCCUGAACUAUAUUCUUUCAGGAAGGAUAAGAGAGUAAUUUCAAUAUGGCAGAUAAAUCCA